ACUUAUCCAAUUGAUCGAUAUUUCGAUUUUCGUUGAAAUACUAUCAAAACACUCAAUUUAAAUCGCAUAUUUUUCUAACGAUCGAAAUAUGAGUUUUGACAAAACGGGAUGUUACAACAAGUUGGUCCCGAAUUUGAAGGAAUUGAAGGAGAAGUUGAAGUAGAGAUGGCGGGGAAUCAACAUCGAGGGGCUAAUCCGCAUCAAAACCCAAAUGUCGAAGCAGGAGCCGAGGAAGAGCCAAGGACUAUGGGCUAUUACAUGGCUCCACGGGCGGCGGAUAUCCAAUCUCCUAUCUUAUAUCCACCCGUGGCCGCCAACAACUUUGAAAUCAAGCUUGCUCUCGUGACGAUGAUUCAAAACAACGCCUAUUUUGACGGGCUUGCCAACGAAUCACCACGAGAGCAUGUCCAAAGGUUUCUUGAGCUAGAGGGAAUUUUGAAGAUAAAUGGCGUCCCCGAGGAGGUAUUGCGCUUGAGGCUUUUCCCCUAUUCUUUGGCGGGGAAGGCACUCCGAUGGCUCAACAACCGUCCGACUCUAUCCAUCACCUCUUGGUACGAUUUACUCAACAAAUUACUUGACCCGAUAUUGUCCUCCUUCCAAGACGGUCGAGUGGAGGAAGAAGAUCACUCACUUUGAGCAAGAGGAGGAUGAGACAUUGAGGGAUGCAUGGGAAAAAUUCUCUGACUACUUCCUGAUAUAAUCAAAAUACGAAGAGAAC
Messenger RNA from Linum trigynum, 718 nucleotides. The record is from the annotation of a GenBank genome assembly. Lineage: Eukaryota; Viridiplantae; Streptophyta; Magnoliopsida; Malpighiales; Linaceae.